AGGGGCAAAGUUACUCUUUCAGUCGGCCUUUAUUAAGAAGCAGAAGAGGAUAAGUGGAUAUUUUACUUAUCUGACCAUAAAUAUUUUCAGAUUUCCACCAUGGAUUCAAACAAGCUUAACCAAAAUGACGAUUUGGGUAACUGCCGGGUAAAAUUUGCUGUUAAUUUGGAAACACUUUCGGAGAAGAUAAGCUCCGAGAUGAAAAAUGGGUGGGAUUCUGUCAAGAAACUUGAGAAAGAAUUUGACUUCUUUGUUCCAGAAAUUUAUAGGCCCCCCAACAAUUCCACCAUAUUGGAAACUAAUCCACAACUCAGUGCGGUCAGGGAUGACUUGGAAGACUGGAUUUCUGAUAGUUAUGGGACCUUCGUAACGCAAAAAUAUGGCGACAAAUUAGCCAAUCAAGCCGUAUCUUGCGUACCUCGACUCUUUCCAAGGUAUCCCGUGGCGUCAACAGAGUUUCAGGUUUUGUGCUAUUUCUUCAUCAUGGGCGUCAUCCUGGAUGAUUAUUCCACCGACCGUGGGGAUGAAGAGGGGGCGAAUAAAAAACAAUACUCCGAGAUGGGUAGCAACACCGUCGCGGAACUUUUUGAAGCGACCGCCGGAAACGACGUGAUUGACACCAAACAUCUCACGACGAAGGCCAUGGACAUGAAAGUGUUUAAAGAACACCCGUUCUUAAUCUCGAUUGGGAACUCGAUGAAAGAGAUUUUCAUCAUUCUUCAAACCCUUAAUGGAAACCUUACUCUUGACAAAUUGUGGUCAGGGUACAAACUCAAUCUCCUUAAAACGUCGGAGUCUGCGAGGUGGACGUUCAGAAAUGAAAAUAUGGGCAAACUGGACGCAUUUUCGGAGGAUACGUGUCGCUAUUUUAGGACUAGUGCCACCGGCUUCACGGAUACGAUGUGUUACAUCAGAAUGUUAGAAGGAAUCGAGUUACCCCAAAUAAUAUCGGGACACCCCGUAUUCAUCAGAUGGCACGAUAUUGGGGAAAAGCUGGCCGGGAUCUUGAAUAAUUUGCUCGGCCUGCAAAAGGACCUCUUGCUCGGAGAGGGGGAAGCAAUUUUUUUAUACAAGCUAAGAAAAGGAACCCUUCUUAGCCACGCAGUGGACGAAGAGCUCCAACUAUUGCGGGAUUCCGUGAACGAUUACAGAGAACUUAGACGCUACGUUUUAACCGAGUUUGGAGAAAAAUACGGAAGGAUUUCCGAUUAUGUCAAAUUUAUGGAUAACAUCCUGCACGGAUCUAUAUACGUUUUCAGGGAUUCAAUCAAAUACGGAAUGACAGAGCAGAUUUGGGUGGAUUAUGAAUGAGAACCAGACGUUAAAUUCAGCAGAUUUAUGUUUGUACACUAAAUAAUCUGGUAAUAAACAUUACCGAAAAACACAAGUAUAUUACUCUACCAAACUGGUAAUAAUAAGUUGUACAGUGUGGUAAUGGCUUGGGAAUAAAGUUUUAGCCUCAUGGGAACGAAUUUUUACUAGCUGAUAAAAUA
Molecule: messenger RNA, 1493 nt
Organism: Folsomia candida
Lineage: Eukaryota; Metazoa; Arthropoda; Collembola; Entomobryomorpha; Isotomidae
Exons: 5
Coding region: 100-1311 (403 amino acids)
Source: RefSeq, a predicted model, not a curated record